AUGGAAGCAACAAAUCUGCCGACGUUCGAUCCGAAUGCGGAGACGGGAAACGUGUACCAGAGAUGGACACGUUGGUUAAGAGCGUUCAAGCUAUUUUUAGUAAGCAAAAAAAUAGAAGACGACGAGAGAAAAAAAGCUAUGUUGCUACACUAUGGAGGAUUUGAUCUGCAGGACAUUUUCUACGCAAUACCAGAUGCGGAAGAAGUCGAGGAAGGGGAAACAGCAUACAUCAAGGCCGUGCAGGUAUUAGAAGCGUAUUUCAAACCGAAAAUGAACCCGACUUAUGAAAGACACAUUUUCCGAAAUCUGUCUCAAGGCACAGAGGAAACAAUGGUACAGUAUGUUUCAAGAUUGCGGCAACAAGCAAAAAAUUGCAAUUUUGAAGACGCAGAUACAGAAAUCUGUGGUCAGAUAAUAGAGAAGUGCCAUUCAACAAAAUUACGCAGACGUUUAUUAGAAAAAUGUGCAAUUAAAUUGGACGAAGUAUUAGAGAUUGCAAAGACAAUGGAAGCAGUCUCGCUACAAACGAAAGGCAUGGAAGGAGAAGCGGUGGCUCGCAUAACAGACAAAAAAAACAUGUGA
Molecule: messenger RNA, 582 nt
Organism: Solenopsis invicta (red fire ant)
Lineage: Eukaryota; Metazoa; Arthropoda; Insecta; Hymenoptera; Formicidae
Exons: 1
Coding region: 1-582 (193 amino acids)
Source: RefSeq, a predicted model, not a curated record